Messenger RNA from Caenorhabditis auriculariae, 21746 nucleotides. Lineage: Eukaryota; Metazoa; Nematoda; Chromadorea; Rhabditida; Rhabditidae. The record is from the annotation of a GenBank genome assembly.
AUGAUUGCAGGACGCGCGGGCAAACAUGGCAAAGCGAUCACGUUCCUCACACCAGAAGAUAACGCCGUCUUUUACGACCUAAAACAAGUACGUGGCUGUGUGUCGAUGAAACAAAACCAAUCAUUUUGGCCGAUCCAAGCGUUUUUUUUCCCCAUUUAGCUUAUCAUAAAGUUUCCCUCUGAUAUGAUAAUAUUGGGAAUUUUUGACAGCUGCUCGUGGAUUCGCCGGUCUCGACAUGCCCGCCUGACCUCGCCAACCAUCCCGACGCCCAGCAGAAGCCCGGCGUGUUCGUCAGCAAGAAGAGGAACGAGGAGACCUUGUUCCUCAAGUGAUCGAGGUAUGUUUUGGGAGGAUUUGUUGAGGAAAUAGGAAUAAUGGAAGAAAUGUAAGCUUGUGUACACGCACUUUGAAUUGAUAAAAAUUAUGAUUUCAAGGCUUUUUUUUUUUUAAAGAUUCACGUGCUCUUAUCGUGAAUCUAGUGCGAUUUCUCAUCAAUCAGUACUGGAAAAGAUUUUUGGUGGCCACUAUAAAGUUUUGACGUUUCAGUGGACUCUAGUAAUCAAAUUAGUGGCCACUUAAAGGGUUACUAAUUAGUGGCCACUAUAGAUAGGGACCGCAGGCCAAUUUCCAAAGUCAGUGAUAUAAAGUUGAAACCUAUAUGAAAAGAAAGCUGAUGGCAAUCGAGAGCUAACUGCGAAAACAGAAAAGAAAAAUAUGAAAAAUGAAAAAAGUUAUAAGCAAAAAAGUGGCGAAAUCGGGGGAACCAUUUUUGUGUAGAAACUUUCGUCAGGGUCGCAGGAAAAGGGGCGUGUUUAUAGAUGCCGCGCGCUCCUUGCUGUGCGUUAAUUCACGCAGGAGACGUUUCGAAAAACAUAUUUAUUUGAGUUUUUUUAGAAGUUUUUAAAUGAAAUAUUAGAGUUUUUCAUAUUGAAUAUUGCUCUUUUUCAAUAUCAGCCUACUCUUCAAGCACUCACGCUGCUGAAAAGCGAGUUUUGAAGAAGGUUUCAAUGCAUUUGUAAAAAAAGAAAAUAACCGACAAAAUAGACCUUUGCGAAGGACGAACAGCAUUAAACCGAAUUGAAAAUGUAACAGUCUACUAAGAAAUUUACUGAAAAAUAUGUAAAUAAUCACCAAGUCCUUUUUCAGAGAGUUUUUUAAAAAAAAAAGGGCGAAAGCGUUUUUACUUUUGACUUUCUACUUCUUUUAUUUUUCUCUAAAGUUCGUGCGUCUACAUGGAGUGUACGUAGACAAUUUUUUAGAAUUCUUUACUUGACAUUCCGAAAAAGUUCAAAAAAAGUUGAGUAAAAGCGAAAUUUAAUACUUUUCUCGCUGCUAUAAUGGAUAUAAUGAUAUAGGAAAAAAAGAUUCCAAUUAUGAAAUGAGUAAAAAAAGCAACUAUAAAGCCACAAUAAAAUGAGAAAAACUUGAAUAGAAUACAUAAAUUGUUUAAAAACCUUCUUCACGCUUUCGAAAAAAAUUUCGUGGCCUUCGCGGUGUCUGCAGAUUUCCAGCGACGCGCAGUUUUAAAAAAAUAACUUUCGAGCGUUUAAAUUAACCAUACUUUUCGGGCCAUCCUAGGAAUUUUUUUAUUUUUUUGAUAUGUUGUAGAGAAAUGUCUAAUGUUUGAUAUUAUAAAAUAAAAAAACUUGCCCAGAACGUUUUGGCCGUUUUUCAAAGCGUUACAAAAAAACGGAAGCUUUCAUAUAAACUAUAUAAUCGAUGAAAAAGCUUAGUUUUUCUAUUUUUUUAGAAUUUGCAAACAACUGCAAACAACCGUUUAAAAAUAUAAUCAGUAAUUAUCGAUUGCGUUUUUUUCGAAAAUAAGGAAUUUCGAAAAUCGUGAAUUUCAAAAUGCGUUAUUUUUUUGAGGCCAACCAUAGAAUUUUUUUAUUUUUUUGCCGGAAUAUGCGUUUUUCAGUUGCUUUAUGAUAUUCAAGAAUAAAAAAAGUUGCCCAGAAACUUUCAAGAAAAAAACAGGGAUUUUUUUAUCCGUUUUCGGCCACAAAUGCGUUUUUAAAAAAACUGUCUUCAUACAUUCUUAUUUCUUAUUUUCUCAUUAUUUUUCUUUUAUGUAGGAUUGUUAAGCAUAGCCGAUUGUAUGUUUCCCUCAAUUUUUUCCCAAAUCGGUACAAGAAAAACUGUUUUUAAAAAUAUAAAAAAAGAACCAAAAAUGCAACGAAAAUGACGAACUUUUUUGAACAGCGAAGUGGGCGUGGCUCUGCGGUCCCUAACUAUAGAAGUCUAAGUGCUACUACUAGACCACUGAAAAUUUUAGUGGCCACUUUAGGGGUCAAUGGAUCAACAUAAGUGGUCCAAGCUGUUUGUUUUAAAAUUAUCAGAGUUACUGGAAGGAAUACUGGAUGAAAAAUACUGAAGUGACCACUAAAUACAGAACUUCUAUAGGGGCCACUAAAACGGACAUUAGUGGCCACUUUAGUGUUCUCUCCAAGUAAUCCUUGGCGAGCCUCUAUAGUGGCCACUAAAAGUUUUCCCAGUAGAGCGAAAAAAUAUGUGACCGGGUAAAUUUUGUGAAAACUUAUUGGAAAUAUUGUAAUACGGGGAAAAAGUAAAAAGAGUUCGUACACACAGUUAGAAUUGAGCAAACGGCUUUAGCUUUGGGAAAUAAUAUAUUGCGCCUGAAGUACUUCGGACCUUGGUUAUGCAAUUUGGACGUUUCUAAGCAUUUCUAGGGGCCAAUUUAGUGCCGUCAGUACUCUUAAGUGACCCCUAGAACUGCUCAGAAAUGUCCAGUUGGGUCAAAGACCUUUACGGUCAGUACUGUACAGUAUUGAAUUCAUAAGGGAGAUGAGUUUAUAAAGUUAGUGAUUUUUCAUGACAUUAGUUCAACGUUUUUCAUACAAGGAAUAAUAUGUUUUUCCUGAGGUUCAAGAUCUUCUAAAGAUAAAGAAAAAUAAAUUCGUUGAGAAGAGUCUUUCUGGAACUCUCUUCAAGAGUUUGCUGAUUUUUAGGAUGUUUCUUUGCUUUAUCAAUAAGUAUUCUGGCCAAUUUUAGGCGAAAUUUCCACCCAUGAAAGGAAAUAUUUCCUCGUUAGGGGUUUAUAUAUAUUUUUUUUGAAGCUCAUUUUAAAAUUCUUAUCCCAGCAGUUUUUUUCCACGAUUUUCAAUCAUACGGUUUGCAUCAUUCAGCGGCAAUUUCUGUGCUUUCCACAAAAUUAUAUGCUUUUGUGAGUGUGCCGCGGAAAGCCAUAAUCUCGAGACGUCGCGUCCGCAAAUGAUAAGGAUGUUUCGAAAUUGGCCCACCGAUUAAUUACAGCCUAGGCAAAGUCAAAUGAUUGGUAGGGAGGAAGAAGUCUGAGCAAUUGAGUGGAAAUUGAGGGCUUUCGCGAAAAAUUUUGAGCUCUUAUAAGUUGGUAUCAAACAUUUUAUCUUAUUUCAUUGAGUUUUUUUCGAAUAUUUUUCUUUGUAACACUGGAGAAAUGGCUUCUCUGGCUGCCUCGAUUCAAAAAAGUAUCAUAUAAUUUUAAAUUCCAAAUUUUUUCAAAGCACAGUAGUGAAAAAAGCUACCGUAAAUACAGAUUUUUUGCCAUAAAACUGCGAAAAUGCGAUUUUAUAUCUAAAAGGAAGUUAUUUUUGUAUUUUUUUCUCCACGUUUAGGAACGAUAAAAAAGUGGUCCCUGUAGGAGUAGCCUUAGGGGCUACGGAAAGUCUUGCUCUUAGCCCCUCUAGGGACCACUCUGGCGUUCCUGACUGAGAGGGUAGCCUUUAUGGCACCCUAAGAUUGCCCCUCCAGGGACCACUAUUUUGAUCUUUUUCUGAAUUUGAAAAUAGGAUAAUUAUCAGGAAGUAUCCAUAAAUAUAAUAAUGAGCAGUAGAGUUCAAUUUUUUAUUUUUAGUAAAUGGAGUUUGUUAAAACUAUUUUCUAUGGUUCUUUGCGUCCCUUUAUGGCUUAAAUUAAAACCAAAAAUGGCUGGCAGAAGCUUAUCCAAAUUCAAUUACGUUCCUUUGAAGCGAAAAUUGAAAAAAUGAUCAAUUUACGAAGUUUUGCAAGAAUUUUCUCCAAAAAACCCGAACACUGUAUUUUUUUUUCUCGCUAUCAUUUGAAAGGAAACAUUCUGCGGACAAAGGUGCGUCCGUUGAGGAUGUUUUGAGGGCCUCGAAAAAAGCAAAAAAAAAAGAAGUGAUAAGGCUUGGCUGUUGACAGAAAGUGUUUCAGGCGCGUCGGAACGGUCGGAGGCUCUUUUCUUUGGCUUUUUUCCACCCCCUCUUGUUGAAUACAUGGUUCAAUCGAUAUCUUGUUUUUUUCCCCCAGUCUCACAUUUGAUGAUCUUGUUUGAAUUGCGAAUAAAUUAUUGUGUUCUACUCCCGAUUUUUGAUUACUCGUUAUUAUCGAUCCAUUGAUUCGAUAGUGAUAUCUUAUCGCCUUUUUUCCGUCUUCGUGUGUUUCUUUUUAUGUCUUCGUGUAUACUCCUUGAUUUUCUCAAUCUUUAUAGGCGCAGGACGAAGUUAUAAGAAAUUUACAAACUCUACCAUGCGCCUUUAAACUCCGUUGUCAAAUUUUACUGAACAAACCAUUUUUCGCUAACGCGAAUCGAAGGCAUUUCUAGUGACCACUUUAGUAGCGUCGGCCCCCUUAAGUGGCCCCUAGAAUCGCUCAAAAAUGUCCGGCUUUCGUUGGUCCGAGAAUUUUUUCCUGAACGAAAUUUUAGCAUUAGCGCGAAUUUGCUCAUUUUUCCUGUUUUCUUUUUUGCACAUCACUCUGAUCAAAAUUUUUAUCAGUUUACCUCAUUUUUCGACUUUUUGACCUUUUUGAUUUCGAUAAGAUCUAAAAGUUGCUCUUUCUUUGAAUAUUUUAUGAAUUCAAACUUUUUCCUUCUUAAAAUUGUUUAAUUCUAGCUUUUUCAAUACUUAUAGUUGAAUUUCAUCUAUCAGUUCUCCUAAAUUACUUUAUUUUUGGCUUUUUUUACUUUUUUCAACAAAAGAUUCUCCUUCACUUUUUUUGACCAUAUGAGUCAGAAAUACCUUUUGUUUGUUUCGAAAAGAAAAUUCUCACAAUUUUUCGCUUUAACGGGUUUUUCAAGCUUCUAUUCGAAUUUUAAAUUUUUUGAAAUAAUUUCCGAUUCUCUCUAUUUUAUAUGAGUUCAUAGGAAAAGAAAACGUUUGAAUAAUAUACCUAAAUUGAACCAAAUUAAUUUUUUACAGUUUCAAACAUUUUUCAUAAACCUAGAAAAUGUGUUUUCAACUGUUCUCGUAAUGUAUGGACUUUGAUUUUGAUCUCUUUUCCUUUUUUUCAACUAAAAUUGUAUAAAAAAACUCUUGAGAAUAGACAAAAUUCCAUUUUUCAGAGGGAAUUUUUACUUAACUGAUCACUAGAAAUGUGAAAUUGACCUUUCUAGUGGCGCUUUUACAUUUUAGUGAUCACUUAAGCAAAUUUUCCUUUAAAGAGCUUUUUUCUUUGGAUCUCCAAAUCUGAAUUUUGAUUAUAAUGUUGCUUUGAAAACGUUUCUCUGAAUGAUUUUUGUACCAUAAAAUCGCUUUUUCUUCCAAUUUUAAUUCGAAUUUCAGGGUGAGACCCGAGCGUGAUUGGUGUUUUGGGGAAAGGAUUUGAUACCAUUUUCCUCUCCAAACUGCUUUCGAAUCGAUUUUUGAGGUCAGCAAGAAGGCGUGGGAGCGGCGAUAACCGCGACCCGCAAAUCACAAGCCGUCGAUAAUUUUUUUCCCUUAAAUUGUGAGCCUUUUUUUCGACUUUCUAUGUGGUGAUAUUAUGAUUAGAACUUGCUAAAAAAAUCUUAAAAAAAUUUGUAGAUUUCUCGAUUUUUUUCUGGUCUUGUUUAGUUCUUAUCUUGUUUGUCAUUAAAUUUCUAUCUUACAAGCCCAUAAUACUUAUAAUUCGCUUGAUAAUUUGAAAAUCUAGAGGAUACACCGUUUGGGAACACAAAGGAAGGAAAAAAGCCUGAAAAUCAAGAAAUAAUCUGCAGCAUACACGAAAAUGACGGACGAAGACUGGCCAUCGCAGAAGUUCCGCGACCACGUCAUCAAUCGGCUGUGCGUUUCCUUUGCUUCUUUCCCGCGGCCGGAUGUCCCUCCUCCGGCUCCAGACGGCGCCUUCUAUCUCCUUGACUUGUAGGUUUUGCAGAGAGCCCGAACUGGCCCGAAACCGACAAAACGCCCCGAAUCUGCCCGUGCCCGGCGACGCCCGACAAGUCGAGGAGUACGUCUUCCAGAAGUGCGGCACCAAGGAUGAGUACAUGCGGACCAUCGCCAAGGUUUGUCUUUUUUCGUAUUUUCCGUCGUUUUAGUUGAUAAGUGCCGUUAUUAAGAAUAAUUUCUAUAAUAUAUGCUUUUUUUAAAUUUUCAGAGUUUCCGAAAAAAAUCUACGCUCCCCAAUAAAAAAAUAUUUCUUUGCGUUUUUCAAAAUCACCUCUCAAAAUUAUGCUUUUUGUUCGAUUCUUUACAGUCUCAUUAUCAUUUUUUAUCUUCUAAUUGCCCAAAAUUACCAUUUGAAGAGAAAAAUACAUAAACUUCACUUAUGAAAUUCAAAAGAUUUGCUUAUUUUUGUACUCUCGCGUUUAACAGAAGAAUAUUUUCCGUUUUUAAAUUCAAAAUUUCCGGUCCGUCCAUCUCUCCUAUCAGCUUGAAUCUUUCUAGAAAAAAAUUAAAAAUAUAAAAAAAUAUUUUUUUUUUCAAUUCCUGAUGUAAACAUAAUAUUUUUGCGCAGUUUGGUUCAUUAAAAGUUUGGAGAACAUUUUUUUGAAAGAUGGAAUUAUUUUUUUGUUUUGGAUAGUUUGAGUGAUGAAAUAGAAAUUAGUUCAUAAAUAUUUGUAAGAACAGAUUUUUUUUUCAGUUUCUGUCAGCCAAGUUCCAUAAAAAAAGGAAAAAGUAAAAAAAUUUCAAAUUUUUUUGUGUUCCAUAGUUUUUGUUUUUUUGCGAAAUGGAACUGUAAGACAAUCUUGGAAAUUACUAGCCGAGGAUUUUUUCAGAUUUUUUUAAACUUUUUUUCGAAUGGUUCCCAAAAAAAGUAAUAUCCAAUAUAUUAUUCAACAAAAAAAUAUAUAUGUCGAAGUUCUUAAAAAUAUAUAUACGAGACAGCUAUCGGAAAAAAAACAUGAGUUGAAGGUGAUCAACGCGAUCAACUGCAACAGCAAGUCGGCGGCCGUCCCGUCCGUCCUCCACCCGUCGCAUUUCCACAGUCCGCCGUGCACAGCGGCGGGCGGACUUCUGCCGACGUCGACGACGCCCAGCAGAGGCGCCGUCCCGCCCGAUCCGCAGCCGACCCAGGCCCGCAACCAACAGACCGCCAGUGUCUCCACUGCGCAAGCCUCCGGACAACCCCCGGUUUGUUUUUUUCUUGUAGUUUGUAACAGUAGAAUUGAUAGAGCUCAAAAAGAGCAGGAAUUUUUUGUCUGAACACUCUCUUGUUUACCAGUGCUCUCUAGCUUUCGAAGAAUUGAAGCUUAAAUACAGCAUUUUUACUGAAGAUCUAAUGGUACUAAUUGAAAAUUAGCGAGUUUUUUCUUUUUCGAAAGUUUUUACCAUUAAAAAUGAUACAGCUUGCGUUUCUUUUUGAACACCCUCUUAUUUAAAAGUGAUCUCUAGCUUACGAAGAUUCAGAACUGCGUAUUUCAUUAUCACUAAAAAUUCAAUGGUUUCAACCAAAUAUUAGAGAAUUUCGUGAUGACGAAUUUUUCGAUUUUUUCUUUUUUCCAUGAAAUUUUCCUUUUUUUCUCAUGUUAUUGUUCAGUUCAACAUGAUUUUCUCACGCUUUUUUUCCCGUUCCUUUGUUUUUUUUCUUUUUAAACUCACUAUUUAAUUUUUAUAAGGACUUUCAAAACGACGAGUCCACGAAGAAACAAAAAACUGCAUUUAGAAAACUCGAUAAUAUUUUAUUCGAUUAAAGGAUGUCGGUUCAAAUCUCGACUUUUUUGAGAUAAAAUAUCAUGUUUUUUAUUAAUUUUAUUUUUUCAUUAUUUUUUUUGGAAGUCUUUCUUACUUCUGGUGUUUUUGAAAAAUUUUUCCGUGUUUUUUUGGUACCUGUCCAUGUAGAAAUCCCACUGUUCUCGUCAUUUUUUUAUGAUUCAAAAAGUUGAUUUUUCAAUUUUAUAGCAGAAAUUUUUUUGUAAAAAAAUUCUUCUUAAUGACAGUUUUUUUCCUAAUGAACUUCGGGUUUUCUGUUACCAAGCUCAGUAAAAAUUUUUAUUUUUCAUUAUUUUUCGAUUUUUUUUAAAUUGGAACCAAUUGAUUAUGAAUAUUCGAAUGCGAACAAGUUGUAUAUAUUUUUUCUUCCUUCUGGCUACUGUUCAAAAAUCAUUUUCGUUUUCUUCACUUUUAAAGAAUCGACUAACUGCAGACAAACAAUAUAAGUUGAGUGGUCAAAGAUAAGAAUCCGAUUAAAAAGAGAUCAUAUAAUGCAACGAUAGGCAAAAAGGUAAACCGAUCAAGAUAGCCUCUCCAAAUAAUGUCCCCAACUUCCCUGUUUCUUAUCUUCUUUAUCAAGCUGGCUUAUCAUCGAAAAAAGCUCUCUCUUGCGUUCGUAAGACAGAAAUUUAGCCUAAAGUUUAUUUUUUUGGCUCUGAAGGAUAUUUUUAGUGAAAAAAUUUAGUGAAAAUAGAAAAUUAUCCUUCAAAAAUACUACAUUUUGAUUAGGUUUCACUUUCAGCUUUGAAAAAAAUAAGAAAUAAACUUUUUUGUUAUAAAAAUCCUGUUCCAAACGUUUUGAAAAGGUUUUUUUCUUGGACUAUCGGUAGAUUUUUCGCUUAAAAUUUUUAUUUUUUCGCGAUUUUUCCGGGGUUUUUUUGGUUUUUCUCUUUUUUUACGAUGAAAACCUUCUGUAACAGUGCAUUUUUAUAAAAGUUUUAACGAAAAAUAUCUAUGUGCCCGAUCUUUUUUUGAGUUUUCAGUAAUAAAUGCACACUAGAAACACAGUAUGAGAUCCAGAAAAAUCCAGGAAAAAAAUUUUUUUUUUGAAAAACUGCAACUUUUUGUUGCGAGUGGAAGGCUCAUUAGGCGGAAAUUCCCAAACUCGGGUUUUUUUAAAAUUUUCCAACAGUUCAAAUUCUUAUAUUUUUUUUUCGCGCUUACCGUCGAAAAAUAUCGUGUGAACAGUAAAAAUACGGGAAUUUCCCUUAUAAAAUUCAAAAAAUGGGUGUAGUUUGGUUCUGAGAGGAACGACAGUGAUUCAACACUUUGCAAGAGAAAAAUUUAUCCCGGAUUCCAUAAUUUAAAAAUCCAGAUCAACAUAUUUCUGGUAUUAUAAUGAUUUUUUUCUUUAAUUGAAAAAAAGUCCCGUAUCAAAUCAUUUUUUUGCAGUCUGGCAGUGCUUCAAGUACCCCGAUCGGCGUCGGAAACGGCCUCUCUCUGAACGGAGGCGCGCCCCCGUCGUUCCCCUCCCCGGACGGCAUUUCCAGACAAAAUCCCCACGCCUACAAUGGAGCGGCCAACUCGGCGCCACAAAUGGGACAGCCGCCGCCGCAAAUUCCGCCCGGGGCCGCUGGAAAUCACAUGAAACAGGGACCUGGUACGUUUUGAAAAAUCCCAGCCUUUGAAAAAAAAAAAGUGGCCAAACUGGUCCGAAAUAAGCGAUUUUUGGCUCUUUGAUAAGAAUAAAAAACAGAAAAAAGAAAAUUUUCCAGAUUAUUUUAGAAAAUUAAGCUUUUCCUUUAAGGUAUGGGCUACGGUCAGUACGCCAUGAUGAACGGGCCGCCCGGAGGCCCGCCCGGUCAUCAUCCGGGCCACAACGCCUACGAUCAGCGGAUGAAGCAGCAGAAGGCCGACGGCAGAGGAUGGGACAACCAAGGGCAGAUGUACCCGCCGCAGCAAGCAUGGGGCGGACCCCAGCCCGGACCAGCCAGUUAGUUCUUCGAAAUGAGUUUACUGUCGCAGAACUUCCAUAUAAUCAAAAUUAUUGAGUGGAAAACCUGUUGAUUGAGAUUAUUUCUUGUUUUAAAAAAAACUGUUUAUUGCAUCUUCAAUGUAAGAAUACAUGUGCAAUCGACUCUCAUUGGUUUAACUGUGUUUAAACGGCGGCAGGAGCUGUGGCUUAGGCAGAGAAGUUGUGAAUUUCGCUCGUAGGACAUCAGGUACAAGAGAGGUCGUAGGAAGAAGUACGGUGCCGGCUUUCCAAAGGCCGAUGGCAGAGAUUGAGCCUUUUCGCUGCAUGCAGCUCCCAAUUUUAUCUACCCCGGAGGGAUGAAGGGCUUGGUCGACCUCGGGGGGACUCGAACCUACGACCUUGCGGACGUUAGAAAUGAGUUAUUCCAGCUGAGCUAUGCCGCCCCUUUAGUCGCUCAAGUGGCCACUACUUCGAUCUUUCUUGGGAUUCACCAAAACGUUUUCUUUUUUUGAAGUUUCUGCGAAAGACCAUAGUGGCCGCUUAAGAGGUUCAUCAAAAACUACUUGUAGAAGACACUAAAGAGGUCACUAAAAACAUCUCUUCAGAAGUCAGUACUUUGCGACUUAGUGGUCACUAUAGUAGUUUUUAACGGUCCUGUAGUACCACUUGGUCUUGGAAACUUUAGCCGCUCAAGUGGCCACUACUUCGAUUAGUUAAAUGGUCAUUAAAAUGUCAAAACCCUUAAGUGGUCACAAAAGUCACCUCUCCCAAAGCCACUUGCCACUUAGGGGUUUAUUAGUGAUCCAGUAGCACCACUUAGAUUUCUAGAGGGGCCACUAGAUUUUAGCCACUUAAAUGACCACCAAUUCGACUACUAUAGUGGCCACUUAAACGUCAAAACCCUUAAGUGGACUCUUUAAAAUUUCUUAGUUGAACAUUUGUGGAAAUAUUCGACCACUCCUCGGACAUUGGUAACGCGAAACGGACGUGCUCCGGACGUUUCUGGGCGAUUCUAGGAUCCCUUAAGAGUUCUGAGGCUACUAAAGUGGUCACUAGAAAUGCCCCGACACGUCCGAUUCGUGUCCCUGUUCGCGUUACCAAGGUCUGAGUAGGUUUUUUACGGAUUAUUUUUUGUCAAAUUUUUUUUGAAGAUCUAUAUUUACAGCCUUAUUGAUCAUUUACGUUUCUCAAUAAUAAUUCAAAAAAAAGUUUCUCUUAUUAAGAUGAUUCAACUUUCAGACAUCUACGGUGGCCCGCCUCAGAACGGCCCUCCCGGAGGUCCGUCAGUACUGGAAUCCCUGAUCAACCAGCCCCAAUACCCCCACCAAAUGCAGCGACAUAUGAUGCCCGGCUCAGCGAACCCUCAAGUUAUGGCCGGAGCCCAGGGCGUCCUAGACAAUCCCCAAGAUCAGGCGACCUACCAGGCCAAGUUGAGGAUGUUGAGGCCAAACUGCGAGAACUUGAGGUGCAGAAAAGACUGAAUUCAGUGUGAGACAAGAAUUUCUCAGGUUACGGUCCGAAGAAUGCCGUCGUGGCGGGAACCACGAGGCGGCCCACAAGCUCGAAGUGAUGUUGGGCGUUUUGGAAGGCCGGAGGGUGGUCAGCCUCGAAUACCUCAACCAUUUGGAGAUGUGGAUCCAGAAAAAAGCUGUCUUUUUGGUCAGUUUCUGGAAACGCUACAGUCAUAGGCAAAGUCGGAAAGGGUGGUUUUUUUCUGCCUUUUUGCGCUAUUUCAUUGGCUAUUUUGCACCAUUUUUGCUGCCUCUCCCUUUUCCCACCAUCUCAAAAUCACAGAAAAAUGAGAGGAUCGAUAAAGGGAGUCUUUUUGCUGCCUUUUUGCUCUCAUUUUGAUACCUUUUUGCUCCUAUUUUGAAGCCUUUUUGCAACCUUUCUGCGGCCUUUUUUCUGCCUUUUUUGAGCCUCUUCCUUUUAGAGGUCAUUAUCCAUCCUUCCGACUUUGCCCAAGUUUUUAGUGAUGGACGAAUUCCCGCAUUUUUUUCGAUAUAGAUAUACUUUGACUUUUUUUGAAAAAAAUUUCUUAAAAUUUAACCUGAAAAAAACCCGAAAAAAAUGUGCUUUUUUUAAGGAGGAAAUUGACAUUGCUUCCGCGUUCGACAGCUCAAAAAAAUCUAUUAUUUAAAAUUAUAAUAAUGAUUUGUGACUUCAGCAAAAUUGACUUGAGAAAGCAUAUUCGCGAAAGAAAAGUCAAAAAAACGGUAGAAAAAAAGUUUUAUAUAUAUAUAUAUAUAUAUAUAUUGCAUUUUUUUCGUCUUGCGAAUCAUAUAAAAAAAACUCCAGUCGAAUGAAAUUUUUUUCGCAGUUGAAAAUCGAAGUAGUUUUGACCAUUUCUCCUCCAUUUUACAAUGAAAAACGUUCAAAAAAUAGCCUUUUCUUUUGAAAUUUAGAGCUUUUCUCUUUUUUUUAAAGCGAGAAAGUGGUUGAUUCAGAUACGCUUUUAAAAGUUUCCGAGGACUGAUUCUAAUUUUUUUAAAUAGAUUUUUUUGCUUUUUUUGCAACUGCUUAUUGACGACUGAGGAUAUCCGGAGCUUCGGUUUUUUUGAUCUAAUUUUGAAAAGUUAAAGUGAUGUAUUUUUUUGAAAAUUUAUUUUUUUGACCAUUUUUUUCGAUUUUUUUCUUUUUUUGACACCGUAAUUUUUCUCGAGUCGUCUUUUUUAGAACUUUUCUCACUAGGGACAUUUUUUCCGCAAUCUAUGCAAAUUGGGACAAAAAAACGUAAAAACGCUCCUCACUAGGAAACGUUUUCUACCCCCGGUUGAACUUUUGCUGAAACUUUGCUUAAGUGUACUUUAGGACCCUCUGAUUAAAGAUAAAGAAAAAAUUUCUCGCCAUAGAUCUUGUUUCCGAGUUAUGGAGCUUCAAAGUGUGCAAAAUACGCAAAUUAGGCCAAAAAAGCGCUAUUUCGGGCUUUUGAAGUGUCCUAACUCGAAAAAGAGACCUAUUGCGAGAUAUUUUCUUUCUGUUCUGGAAUCAGGGGGUCCUAAAGGACGUGUAAAAAACGUUCCCUGGUUAGUCAGUAAAGUUUACAAAAAAGCUCUACUUUUCAUUCAAAAAUUCAUUUCGAUUUUUGCAGGCUGGAGCCCAAAGUGCGAGUGUUCCACCAGUUUCCUCGGCUUCGAUGCAGCCCCAGCCGAUGGUCGAAGGCCUGAACGCCGUCCUGAACGGCUCGGAUCCCCAGCAAAUGUCCCACCCGGGACAGUACAACCAAGGGUUCCCGCCCCACAACAAUUACAUGCACCAUCAACAAAUGCCGACCCACCAGCAACAACAGAUGUGGCACCAGCAGAGGAUGAUGUCCCAGGGUACGGAUUUCUGGAAAAUCGAGAUGAAAAUGCGCAAAAGAGCGCUUAUUCAAAGGAAGAAGCUCAAGGGUUGACAAAAAAAAAAUUAUUUUGCAUAGUCCAAUUGGUUUCAAAAAAUAAAAUCUAUAUGUAAUGAGCUCUAAAAAAGCGUUAAAAUUUUCUCGGAAUCUCAUUUUUCUCACCCUUUUAUCAGCCUUCUUCUUCUUAUUAUACCCCUGAAAAAAAGGUCCUUUUUUAAAAAUAAGAUCAAUAAAGAAAAAGUUUUUUUGGAGUUAUUUUUCAACUCCGUGGCAAAGUUAGACCGAAAAUUUGAUUUUUCGCAAUUUUUCAAAGCAUUUACUACACUUGAAAUGACUACUUUUCCAUUUUUAGCUCUAUCGAUCACUUAGAAAUUUUCUUUUUACUCAAUUUAAUAUUCAUAACCAAAAAUUAAUAAAGGUUUUGAACGAAAAUCUGAUUCAUGCGUUAUUUAGGUCAUCCAAGAUUUUUUUCUCUUCGAUUUUCAAAGAUCUCAAUUGAUCAUUAAAAAAAAAACUGUUCAAUCUCAUAAAAAAUCAUCGAAAAAAUUCUUCCUUUAAUUUUUUUUUCAUCUCUGAACAUUUUCAUAAAAAGUAAUUUAAUCUAAAUCAUAAGAACGUUUCAAUAACAGAAUAAAUCAAUGGCGAUGAGAAGUUUUCAAUAAAUUCCGGGUCUGCGCCUUUUAAAAAUGUUUGAAAUGCUGGAAAGGUCGUCGGUUCGGUCACUUCUUUCUGACGCCUAUUAUUUCAAGUUUUCAAGAUUUGAAAAGUUUUUUGGGCUUUAUGAAGGUUUCAACAACUAUAAAGUACCUAUUUCUUCAUCAUAUGACGAGUUUCGAAGUCAGUUUUUUUCGGAAAAUUCUCGUCAAAAUAUUUUUUAAAAAAUUUUCCUUUUUUUCUGAAUUAUUUUUUUGCCAAAAAAAUGUUCUCAAGUUCUGAUCAAUUCGAUUUCGCACUUAACAUUUUUCGAUUUCAGGUAAAAUUGAAAAGGUUGAAAUGAAAUUUAUUGCGAAAAACGCAAAAUAUCCUAUUUUUGGGCCGCUUAUAUUUGGUUUUUCGAAGCUUUAUCGAGAAAUCUACGCAUGUUGGACACUAAAAUGAUUUUGAACUGAAAAAAAUUCAAAAUAAAAAAAAUAGCCGCUUUGAAAAAGUGACCGACUGACUUUUCCAGUAUUUUCUUCAGUUUUUGAAUAGACUGAAGGUGCUACGACAAGAGCGAGUUUUCCAUUUGCGAGAGUACUGUAUGCGCAUUGCGUUCAUACACUUUGCGUGUUUAUACUUUCGUUGCGUGACGUCACCGGGUCGGAUAUCUCCGGGUUUUUGUUUCCAAGUUUUUUUUCGAAUAUUUUUCAAUUUUUUUUUGUUUUUUUCAAGAUUUGCAUUUUUCUCGAUGAUAUUUGCACGAUAAAAAUAGUAUCAAGAAAAAAAAAAUUGAAAAAUAUUCGAAAAGAAAACUCGGAAACAAAAACCCGGAGAUGUCCUACCCGCUGACGUCACGCAACGAAAGUGUAAACACACAAAGUGUAUGCAGUCAAUGCGCAUAUCCGCAUACAGUACUCCUCGCUCUUGUCGUAGCACCAAACUGAAGAUGCUCUGCAGUUUUUGAACACAGUUUCAAGGAUUUUAAAAAAAUUACUUUUUCAGAGAUGAUGAUGGGCGGCCCGGGGCCGAUCCACAACGUCUACCGCGGCGAGAACGGCAUGCCGCAUCACGAAUCCCCGACGGCGACGACCCCCACCGGCGGCCAUCGACACGCUCCGUAUCCGUCGCCGGCCAUGCGCGCCAACAUGCGCACCCUGAGCGGCGGUGCUGCGGGCGGUCCCAACUCGCGAGCCGGAGGACCAGGUACUGCCGCCCUCUCGCCCGUGGGAGGCCCGCCGUCCAACCGAAACUCCCUUUUGAUGAACGCGCCGCCAAAGCCCUACGGCGUACCUAGUUGGUUUCAAAAACAGCUACUCUACUGCCUAUAACUUCACUACUUUUUUUCUCGCUUCUCAACCAACUUUGUCCUCUUUUUUCCGUCGUCUGUGGCAGGGAAUGAUGAUUGGGAGUACAAUUUUGAAAAGAAAAAAUCGAAAAAGGUCCAGAAAUGCUUAAAAUGAAAGUCGAGCUCUUAGAGAAGACUGAAUAUUUCGAAUAAUCGGUAAAAAUUAUGAUUAAUAUCACAGGAAAUUUUUUGGAUUUCUUGGGAUCGCAAGAAGUUUCAAAUUUUUUUGAUUUUUCGAUGGUCAAUUUUUUUCGACGUUCCGAUGAUUUCUUUCGAUUUUUCCACUGAGUUUCCCUAUUUUUUUCUGUUCCCUAGAAGUUUUUCUCUACCACUUUUUGAGAGCAAAAUUUUUCAAAAUUAUUUUCUUUUAUUUUUUUAAAAUUUCAUUAGAUUAAUAUCAUAGGUUAGUUUCAAAACCCGAAUUUCGAGAAUUUUUCCAUUUUUUUCGAUUUUUUUAAUCCCCUUUGAAAGGAGAUGGUCAGGAAUUUUCCAAUAAACUGGAAAUUUAGUGAUAAGCAAUUUUUUUUUGAUAUCAUGACAUAAAAUGAUUAGAUUCCGCGCUUCUUUGUCGACAUUUCCAGAAAAAGCUUCUGAGGAUGAUUUUUGAUUUUUAUAGACUUUGAUUGAAAAAAAGUUAUAAACGGUUCAAAAAAAUCCUUGCUGGGAGCGUUUAAAGGAGCACAGACAAAUUUAUUCUAGGUCUCGAAGCGAAGAGCCGUUUUCAGUGUUUUUUUGGUUUUUUUGAGAAGUUUCUGUUUUUUUAUAAUUUUUCUAGUAAAGGUUUUGAGCAUUACAAAAAAAAAUUUUUUUAUUCAAAAUCUCAACUGUACUCUCAAAAAAAUCAUCCCAAAUGACCCCUACACUGUCCAAAAAAAAAUAACGCCGCGCGAUUCUUGUUCUUUUUGGAUUCGAAUACGAGGGGGAGGUGUAGUUUUUUUGACACGUGUCGUUUGCAAGAAGAAAAUUGCUUCUGGGGGGAUAGUACUAGAAAAUAAAUGGAAUAAUAAUUAUUUUUUGCUUGAAGUCGCUUUGAAAAAACCCUGAAAUCUGGAGAUUUGAAGAAAGAAUGAACUAUGAAGUUGAUUUUUAGUUGAAGAUGUGUUCAAAGUGAAUUCAAAAUUGCUGGGAAAAUUUUUAGGGGCCACUAUAGGGUUUUCAAGUUUUAGUUGCCAUUAUAGUAGUCAAAUUUGUGGCCACUUAAGGGGUUGAAAAUGAUUGGCCACUAUAGAGGUAUAAGUGCUACUACUAGAUCUCUAAAAAUUUUAGUGGCCACUUUAGGGGUCAAUGGAUCAACAUAACUCGUCCAAUCUGUUUGUUUCAAAGUUAUCAGAGUUACUGGAAGGAAUACUGGAUGAAAAACUACCAAAGUGGCCACUAAAUAGAUAACCUCUAUAGUGGCCAUUAAAACGGAAAAUAGUGGCCACUUUAGAGGUGGGUUUAGUGUCCUCUCCAAGUAGUCCUUGGCGAGCCUCUAUAGUGGCCGCUAUUUUCUACUCUAUGACAGCUAUUUUUUCUUCGCCGAAUCACUUUGAAACGACAUAAAAUUUGGGGAAAAUAAGGCAAAAAAAUGAGAAUUUUUUUCAGUUGAAAUUGAAGUGAAGUUUUUUUAUUUGAAAGUGUUCUUUAGAUCCAACCUAAACAAAAUUUUUGCAAUGAUAUGAAAAAAAGUUACAAUUGUAAGAAGUUUUGUCGAGUUUUGAAGCGUUUAUUAGAAAUGACAAGCUUAUUCAACAGUUAAGAUUCUACUAAUGCCGUGUUCAAAGUAAUUUCGCGAAAUGCAAAAUAGCCGUCAGAGAAAGAAAAAUAUAACUAAAUUUUGGAGAGUCACAGAUCAUUUUGCAUUUCGCGAAAUUACUUUGAACACAGCAUAAAAAGCCUCGACGAAUCAAGGAAUGAAUAGAAAUAAGAACUUAUAGAUCCCUUGAAAAUGCGAACUUCUCCCGGCGCCCUUUCUUUCCCUCUUUUCACACCCUUUUUCCCAUUAACCUCCACCAGAAACACGGCUUAAUUAACGCUUAAUUAAGAUGCGCACACGCGGCAGAACUCGCUGGGCUCGAUGGGCAUGGCCUCGAACCAGUCAUCGACGAGUUCCAUCGCCUCGACCCAACAACCGCCCAUGCAUCAUGCGCAGCAGCAGCCUCCGCAGCAAAGUAACCGCUUCUACCUGCCCCCUUAUGUGUUACAGGCUUGGGAACGCCAGAGUGGUCCCUAGAGGGGCAAGGGAUUCCACUAAAGAGCUGACCUCCCUCUACAGGGGGCACUAAAACAAGUGGUCACUCUAGGGGAGCAUACUAGUCGUUUAUUUAUAUGAAUAGUCAUUGUUAUAAACUCCAUGAGAAGAAGCAUUUCCAUUCUAAAAAUUCAUAAAUUUAGAUUUUUCAAAAAAUAAAAAUAUCGGGACCACCUUGCCUCUCUCUAAAGGGGGACAUGUUGAAGCUCACAAAAGUGGUCCCUUUAGGGGAGUAUGAUAGUCGGCUUGUUGAAACACUUAGACUUUCAAAAAGUGGUCACUUUAGGGGAUUAUGAGAAGAAGCAUUUGCAAGCGGAAAACCGAAUAAAUUAGCGUUUUUUUGAAAGAAAUAUCAACAUAUGAAUAAUCGAUCCAAUUUCAUCAAAAAAUGUCUUUUUAAUUUUCAACCCUGAACGAAAAAAAUUGAAAGAACCCUAGAAGGAACACUUAAGAGUUAGGAACCCCUAUAAGGACCACCUUAAUUUUGCCUCUCUAGAAUUCACUUUUUAUCCCCUAUACUGACCACUGUAGGGAACAAUCUGGCGUUCCUAAGCUGUGGAAAAUAGCCGCAAAAAUGAAUCACCCCAUCAAAUUCAUGCGGCAGAAUAGCCAUAUAAAAUAGCUUCAAAACGGGAAAAAAUGACCAGAAUUACCAGCCUUUUAUGAGCCCUUGCGCUCCAUGGAACUAGAAAAAAGAAUUUGCAAAAUUUUUCGAUACGGCUCUGAAAAAAGAUUUUUAGCCAGGGGGCGCACUUGCUUUGCCAAAAAGGUUCAAUUCUCCAUAAAUUUUUUUUUGGAAAAAUCUUGGUUUUUCCUGGUUUCCGAACUAGGUUUAAGUUUUCUUGAAAAAAUUGGACCGAUAGCUCUAAAAAAAGCUCUUUUCUAGUUUUCUUCUUUGAAGCUUUCAAUGGUUAUUCCGUUACAUGUGACCCCUUAUAUGUUGCCUUUUUGUCGAAAAAGUCUCAAUUUUUGCUUCUUCAGACGCGUGGGACGGCAAGUUGGACGGUCCGAUCGAUGACUUCUACAACGUCGAAGACAUCCUGCCCUCCCCGAUGGAAUCUCUCGGGAUGCCGCCGCCGCAUCUGAUGCAGGCGCCCAUGGCGACCGGCGCCAAGGCGACUCUGUCGGACAUGGCGCGACGGGAGCUGGACGAGAUGGCCUCACGGUUCGAGAUCGACCCCAACCAAGAGUCUCCAGACGUCCAUUCCAUCAUCAUCACCUGCCGAUUGCGUAAGGGAACACCUGAUAUUGGAAAUGAUGACACCUUGCCUGUUUUUGAGCUUUUUCGCCAUUCAUGAAGUCUAAUAUAGUCCGUUUUUCGGGACUUGAAAGGGCGUUUUCUGGGCUUUUCUCCUCUCUUGACGACCCUCCCAGGUUGAGGUGCUAUUUCCACGUUUGUCUGACCUUUCCAGUGAGAGAACAGAGAGACGCAGACACUCGAAAACUUCCUGAUUAACGAACUAUAGACCCUUUUUAGGGAAUAAUAAUGAAUAUUUUUCGGAUUCCGUAACGAUCCCGCAGUUUUGCUGCUAGAGAAUUUUUUACGAUUUAUUAAGGUUUUUAAGAAUGAGCGGUUGUGUUGGUACUGUAGAAAAAUAAUGUAAAUAUAUUGAUCCAACAGGUUCUUUCGAUUGCCAAUAUGAUCUGAGAACUGCUUGAAAAAAAAUUAUCCAUGGAGCGCAAAAGCCGAAACGACACAUUUUUUGAUUUUUCUGUCAGAAUUUCAACCGAUGGAGCGCGUAAGAUGAAUCUCUCGUUUUCUUGGGAAUUUUCACCGCGACUCCAAGUUUGUAUUCCAUCCACUGCAACUCGAGUGUCUGCGUCUCUCUGUUCCCUCACCGGCGAGGUCGCGAAAAUAGCGCGUCAAUAAGAGAAGGUCGUCGAGAGACGAGGAGGGCGCAGAGAAGUCCCGCACUUUCAAGUAGCGAAAAAAGGACUAUAGUAGAUUUUUUCGAGGAGAGUAAGAAAAAAGACUUUGAAAAUUCAUAAUGAAACCUGAAAGGUCUAAUAAGGACAAUAUUCUACGAACAAAUGGAAAUACGACUUAAUGGAAACGCCGAUUUGAAGUUAAUAAAAUAGUUCUGAAACGGUGGAAUUUCAUAUUUUCUUCUUGAAGGUGGCCAGCCGGUCCCGCCACUUCGGCUCGUCGUCCCGUCCAUGUAUCCAAACGCCGGCGUUGUUACUGUUGAUCGGGCGGCCCUGGAUUUAGGGUUAGUUUUUCAAUAAAAAAAGAAUAUAAAACACUUUACAUUCACAUAUUCAGUAUUUAGAGAAGAAAUGGGAUAUUUGAAGAUUUUUCGUUUUUUCACAAAACUGUCGUUGAUCAAAAACGGAUCGCCCUUCUUGGAAUAGUAAUAUCCGAGUUUCGAGAAUUCCCCAUAAUAAAUAAAUUAAUUUUCAACAAGCUUUUUCAAACCACUAUGGGCAAGAAGCUCAAAUUUUGAGUGUAGGACAAAAGCGCCGAUUCCAAGAGCGCCGUUCAAAUUGAGCGCCAGUCCGCGAUGCGCCGUCGCGUGUAUGCGCCGUGUAUGCAGACGCCGCUUUCUUUUGCGCCGAGUCCGUUUGCGCCGAAUCGUUUUGCGCCGUUAUUUCAGACUUCUAUUUUUUUGCUCUUUUACUAUCAUUCUUUAUUGUUUGUGUAGUAGACAUUCAUAUACAACUCGAAUAAUUUUCGCGCCAUCUGUUAAUAUGGACUUUUCUGCCGCAUUUUCGAAAAAACUCGAACUAUUGUUUCAAGAAAAUGAGUUCAACGUUACGAAAAACGAUUUUCUGCUGUUUCACGUCUGCUAGAAUUGAAACUUUGCCUUACCUAACGCAGAAAAAUUUGCAACCACAAAAAAAUCACUCAAUAUGUCGUUUAAAGCAAUAAUUUUUUUAUCUAUUCUCUUUUUCCUUUCGUUUUCUGUAUUUUUUUCGAGAUCAGAAAAAGCAUAUUUGCUUUUUUUAUUUUUUUCUUUGAAAAAGAAAAAAAGGGGAAAAAAAUAUUUUACCUGGACCAAAGUGGACCUAAAACUCAUCAUUAACGGAUGGCGCGAAAAUUAUUCGAGUCGUAUAUGAAUGUGUAGUAAACAAUUAUUAAAAAAAUAAUAUAAAAAGAGCGAAGAAAUAAAAGUUUGAAAUAACGGCGCAAAACGAUUCGGCGCAAACGGACUCGGCGCAAAAAGAAAGCGGCGUCUGCAUACACGGCGCAUACACGCGACGGCGCAUUGCGGACUGGCGCUAAAUUUGAACGGCGCUCUUGGAAUCGGCGCUUUUGUCCUAUACUCCAAAUUUUCAUUUUCUCUCAAAAUUUAUGCUAUACUGGGAAAAUCUUUAGUGGCCUCUAUAGAGGCUCGCCAAGGACUACUUGGAGAGGACACUAAAGUGGCCACUAUUUACCGUUUUAGUGGCCACUUCAGUAGUUUUUUAACCAGUAUUCCUUCCAGUAACUCUGAUAAUUUUAAAACAAACAGAUUGGACCAGUUAUCUUGAUCCAUUGACCCCUAAAGUGGCCACUAAAAUUUCAAGUUGUCUAGUAGUAGCACUUAGACUUCUAUAAUGGCCACGAUUCCUCUCAAAAUUUGCAGACGCCUACUUCUACGACGACCUCCAAAAUGUCGUCCAUGAAAGGCUCGCCAGGCCAGGUCUCACGACCAUUACAGAUUUCCUCACCACUUGGGUUUGUUUUAAAUAAAAAAAUUUUUCGUGCUAAAAUUGCUCAAUUUUUUUCAAUUAAAUCCGUUGUAAUUCAGAUAAAAAAAUUAAAAAAACCCAGUUCAAACGAAUUCAAGUUUUUUUAAAAAAAUAAGUAUUUUUAGUGAAUUUGGACUUUCUUUUCCGUUGAAAAUGAUCAUUACAAAGGGGAUUAAGAGUAUCAUAAAAAAACAUUAAAAAAAUUAAUGAAAUAGACCAUUUCCAGAAUAAAUUUGGACUUUCUUUUUUUGAAAAAAAUAAGCUUUUUUUGAAAUUUUUAGAUUUCAUUUUCAGUUCAUAAAAAAAUCAUUCAGAGAAAAUAAAAAUGAACUAUUAGUAUAGCUGAUUUUUCGGCUGGCUUGAACCAUCAAAAAAAGGGUCCUGACACGAUAAUAAAAGGGAUAGUGCCUGGUUGGUGGAGAGUGCAGACAGGCCACGCCCACUCAGCGUCCUAAGUUAGCCGUAAACCGACUAUAGGAAGAAAGGCGGAAGUUUCACAGAAAAUCAACAAAAAAUGGUGAAAAAGGCUUUUUGCAGAGUGAAAUUAUAUUUUUGUGCAAGUUGAGAUUUGAUUUUAGUGUUUAAAAAAGAGAGAAAAGAACAUAAUUGAGCCAAUCUUUAUAUCUUUUCAGGAAAAUCAAGUGAGUCAGUACUACCAGACGCAAAACCAGGCGGGCAACUCAUCGUCCCAAUUCGACGACAUUUUUUCGAGCUACGACAACCUGCUCGUCUGA